CCUCACUGUUCGCUCUUGGUGUGUAAAACCUCUUGCGUGAACUCAGUUUUGUGAUAAAUCUGAGCAAAAUGGAUCUCACUGCCAAACAUGGGCUGGUGCUUCUCGAACAGCUGAGGAAGAUGAGGGAGGUUGAGCACCUGACAGAUGUGGUGCUGGUUGCUGAGGGCAUCAGUUUCCCCUGCCACAGAGUCAUCCUUUCUGCCUUCAGUCCGUACUUCCGUGUGAUGUUUACAUGUGGUUUGCGUGAGUGCAGCAACAGAGAAAUAUUUCUGCGCGACACCCCAGCAGACAGCUUGGCUCUCCUCCUCAACUACAUGUAUACCUCACAUCUUCCUCUCACCAAUGCCAACGUUCAGGGCAUCUCCAUUGCAGCGUUCCUCUUGCAGAUGGAUGAGGUCUUCACACUCUGUCAGCAGUACAUGACUGAGAACAUGGAUGCUUCGAACUGUCUCGGUGUGUACUAUUUUGCCCGUGACCUUGGUGCAGAGGAACUGGCUGACCACGCUCAACGUUUCCUGAGGCAGCACUUUGUCCAAGUCUGCAAAAGCGAGGAAAUCCUGGACCUGGAGGCCCAUCAGCUUGGAAAGCUCCUGAGCUCUGAUGGUCUCAAUGUAACACGAGAAGAAACCAUCUUAGAUGUGGUUCUUCAGUGGGUCAAACACAGCCCUAUGAUGGAUGGAGAAGUACGUGUUCGGCAUCUACCAGAGCUCCUAAGGAAGGUCCGUCUGCCACUGAUAAACCCAAACUACUUAAGAGAGGCAAUGAGGAGAAACACAGAGCUGCUGGCUGAUGCUGAAUGUCUGGAUAUACUGAAUGACGCUCUAGAGGCCGCGGCAAUGCAUCCCUCAGCUGCACCACGCAAACUUAAGCUGCGCUAUGGAAUGGAAACCACAGAUCUGCUGCUCUGCAUUGGUAAUGACGGUGGAGGGAUCAGGUCAAGGUAUGAAAACUUUGCAGAACGAAGUUUCUGCUAUUCCCCAACCACAGGCCGGAUCUACUACAUCACUUCCCCUCGCUAUGGAGAGGCUCUGGGUUAUGUGUGUGCUGGAGUUGUUACUGAAAAAAAUGACAUUGUUGCAGCAGGAGAGUUAAGUGCGCGCAGAAUGGCUCGCCAGAAAGACCUGAACGUUGAGAUCUACCGGUAUAAAGUGGAAGCUCAGGGCAGCUGGGAGCACCUGACAUCAGCAGAGUAUCGUGACUCUUAUGCUUUGGGAUCGCUGGGUGACACUCUAUACCUCUUGGGUGGACAGAUGAAGCUGAAGGACCAGUUUGUCAUCACAAACUGUGUGGAAAGAUGGUCACUGCAGGGUGGACCCUGGCGAAGCGCAGCACCUCUCCCUCUGCCUCUGGCCUACCACACUGUGGUCAGGAUGAAAGACCUCCUCUAUGUGUUAGGUGGUCGCACCCCACAGUCAUACCGCCUGGAUGAUGAGCCUGACCGUCUUAGUAACCGCCUGCUGGAGUAUGAUCCGAACACAAACAAAUGGACGGAGCUCGGUCCCAUGAGGUACUCAAAGUACCGCUGCAGUGCCGUGGUGCUCAACGGAGAGAUUUAUGUGAUAGGGGGUAUUGGAUGUGAGGGUCUGGACCGUGGACAAUCCCGUCAUUGUCUGAAUGCUGUAGAAAUCUACAACCCAAAUGGUGAUAACUGGAGGGAUGGACCGCCUCUCCCAUGUCCCCAGCUCUCACUGCGUACCAAUGCGUCCAAUGCAGGAGUGGUGGGAGGAAAGAUUUAUGUCUGUGGUUACUACAAAGGAGCAGAUCGUCAUGAUGAUAUAACAAAGGACAUUCUGGAGCUGGACCCACGGGAUAAUCGAUGGACAGUAGUGGUUCGACACGCACUGAUGCAUGACAACUAUGACGUCUGCUUAGUGGCAAAUCUCAACCCAAGGGGACUCAUAACCCCACCAACAGACUUAGUCAAACUGUGACACACAGCUGCCAGUCCGACCAAAGUCUGUGUGGGAAAAUUAGUGCAGGAAAUUAAUUAUUAAUGCACUUAAUGAUGGGUCAAAAGCAUUUUUUUUCUGGUGGAAAAGGGUCUUAGUGCUCUGCAUGGAAGAGAGUAUGUACUUGAUGGCUGAAUUGCACAUUUGUAGGCAGAAAAGUAAUUUUUAAAUAUAGGAUAUUUGUGCAUGCGUGUGUGCACCAUCUGCAGAAACAACAAUCUGCAACCUGCAGUGAAGCUUUGGAAAGGAUUAUCAACAAAAGUAUUACGUUUAUAUUUCUUUCAGGCUUAAAUUAGUAUUUUUAGAUUUGAAACAGGCUCAGAUAUGCAUUUGGUUUUGCAUAAACAUACUUUGUCAGGGUCGUAGACAUUGCAAAAUCUACUUUUAUAAA
Molecule: messenger RNA, 2340 nt
Organism: Nematolebias whitei (Rio pearlfish)
Lineage: Eukaryota; Metazoa; Chordata; Actinopteri; Cyprinodontiformes; Rivulidae
Gene: kbtbd12
Product: kelch repeat and BTB (POZ) domain containing 12
Exons: 5
Coding region: 69-1931 (620 amino acids)
Molecular function (GO): protein binding
Source: RefSeq, a predicted model, not a curated record